GGUACCUGUCAGGCACCAGACCAGGGCUGUUUUGGGGCAGGUUAUGUACCUACCUACCUACCUACCUAGAGGAGGUACCUAAGGUAUACUCAUACAGCCCACCACCCCACUGAGUGCUAUCUGCUGGCGGUUCUUAAGUCCGGCCUAAAAGCCGACACACAUACACGUAAGGUGACAUUGAUUACCUAUUGGCCUGCUCUUCAUCCGGUGGGUGGGUAAUCCGUUAGGAUGACCUUUCAUUCACCUCCCACAUCAGACACCCCGCCAAAGCGCAACUUAUCGGAGCCAAGCUCUCUCUCUACCCGCCAACUCCCGGCCUAACUUCCUACCUACCUAUAUCACCAUCCUCUAGAUGAGCGAAACAACGAAGACUACCGAGUAGCGCUGUUAGGAAUCGAACCUAUCCUUCGUUAAGUAACCUACUGAUCUCCGCCCUCACCUCGUCACCCCCACCGUUGGACCGGCGAACAGAUUACCUUCCAGCCUACGCACUAUGAGCGGGUCGGGGUCUGCGUACGAGGACGCGGCGGGGCUUUAUCCGGAUAUCUUCGUCGACGCGGAGGAUCACGACGAGGAUGAAGAGGAUGAGGACCAUGAUCCCGACUACGAGGAAGACGACGACGACGACGAGGAAGAAGAAGAAGAAGAAUUAGACGAGGAUGACAUGAGCCACGACCUGUUUGGCGACGAGGAUGAGUUCCACGACGCCGAGGAAGGCGACAUUCAAUUCAUCGUUCAUGUAGAAGAUGAUGACGACGGCGACGCCGGCAGCAGGGAGCGUUCGCGAUCGCCUGGCCCUCAACACGCUGAUAUGCAGCAGCGCCUUAUUGAUUUAAUAAGUGCAGGCCGCAACACCGGCUUAUUGUCGCGGCGUCAGGUCCUUGACUUCCUCCGGAGGUCUAACCUCGGGCAGGCGGUGUUGAGCAAUGCCGACGGCGAUGCCCGCCAGAUCUUUUACAGAAGAUCGCACCCUCAGCCAGACCCGCAUAAGUUCCCCAAGGUUCCGAGCGAAAAGGGGAGAGAGCUCAUGAACUCCGGCGCCUUCGGCGCGAACGACAUAGCGAGCCCUAUACGGUCCAAGAAGCAAUUAGCCCGUCGGAUUUUGGACCGCGAGCUGGGAAUAGGGGAUAGGACCGGCCGCCGAAUCAAUCAAGCCAUGAUGGCACAGUCGAUGAUCCCCAGUUCGGACGCAGAGAUGGUUAUCAAUUACGACGACAAUGUCUACUCCGGCCAGUUCUCGGACGAUGGUAAUUUCUUCUUUGCCUGCGUGAAGGACAUGAAGGUCCGCAUGUACGACACUUCUAAUCCUUAUGACUGGAGGCAUUACAAGACGGUUUCUUUCUCGUUCGGGUCUUGGACAUUGACGGAUGCGUCCUUGAGCCCCGAUAACAAAUGGCUAGCCUACACUUCGAUCCAACCCAAUGUCUGUUUGGCACCGACCGACCCCAACGACACAGGUGACCCUUACAUCUUGAAUUUAGCCCAGCGCAACGUGGGCUGGAGCGGUAGAUUCGGCAUCUUCUCCAUUCGGUUCUCCGGUGACGGACGGGAAUUAGUUGCCGGAACCAACACCAACUCCAUAGUGGUUUACGACAUAGAAUCCCGAAGCGUCUUGCAUACCAUCAGCGGCCACGAGGACGACGUCAACGCCGUUUGUUUCGCCGACAAGUCCUCUCCGCACAUCCUCUACUCGGGCAGUGACGAUGCCACGAUCAAGGUCUGGGACCGUCGUAGCAUGGGCGAUCGCCGGGAAGCCGGCGCCUUCAUCGGCCACAUCGAGGGUCUCACGUACAUUGAUAGCAAAGAUGAUGGUCGUUAUCUCCUCAGUAACGGUAAGGAUCAGAGCAUGAAGCUCUGGGAUCUCAAGAUGAUGUACUCGACAGCACGUUGCGCAGAGCUCAACCCCAGACAAUACACUCGAUCUCGCGACUUUGAUUACCGAUGGGACAUGUACGACGAGAACCACUGGUUCCCACAUCCGAACGACAACUCGGUAGUUACUUUCCGGGGCCACCAGGUCCUUUGCACGCUCAUUCGCUGUCACUUCUCGCCGCCUAGCAGCACGAACUCCCGUUACGUGUACUCGGGCAGCCACGACGGCAAGGUUUACGUCUACAACCUAGACGCGACCAUAGCAAGCGUCAUCGACGUUAAGGCCUCGUCGUCUCGAUCGAGACCGCAACCUACCCCAUAUCGCCGCUACAACCGCUCGCGCGACCGCGGCGAGUGGACCACGGUCGUUAGGGAUGCGAGCUGGCAUCCUACUGCGCCUUUCAUUGCCGCCUCGUCCUUGAAUGGGUGGGACACCGCCUACGGCACGGUCACGCUGCACUCGUACAACGAGUCUUCGCGCGAUGAGGGAGAGCCCCGGAUGGGGACCGGAUACGACGAGAAACUCCGACGCAUGAGAGAGGGUACGAGGGGCGCCAACAGAGAGUCAGACGACGAGGAAAUCGACUUCUAGACAUCGGCGACGCAAAGGGCUUACGAGCGCGAGCGCGAGCACACACACACACACACACACAUGUACACAACCUCAUCGCGAUUUCUCGAACGACGGAGCGGACUUGAGAUACGAGAUACUCUAGGGCGUAACAAAGGGGUUUGGGGAAAAGGCGCUCGAGG
Molecule: messenger RNA, 2625 nt
Organism: Durotheca rogersii
Lineage: Eukaryota; Fungi; Ascomycota; Sordariomycetes; Xylariales; Xylariaceae
Product: WD40 repeat-like protein
Exons: 5
Coding region: 494-2464 (656 amino acids)
Biological process (GO): proteasome-mediated ubiquitin-dependent protein catabolic process
Cellular component (GO): Cul4-RING E3 ubiquitin ligase complex
Molecular function (GO): protein binding
Source: RefSeq, a predicted model, not a curated record